Messenger RNA from Purpureocillium takamizusanense, 1425 nucleotides. It is a transcript of the gene PEX19, whose product is annotated as Peroxisome chaperone and import receptor. The transcript is spliced from 4 exons. Bases 243 to 1283 code for a protein of 346 amino acids. Lineage: Eukaryota; Fungi; Ascomycota; Sordariomycetes; Hypocreales; Ophiocordycipitaceae. Gene Ontology annotation, cellular component: peroxisome; peroxisomal membrane. Gene Ontology annotation, biological process: protein import into peroxisome membrane. The record is from RefSeq and is a predicted model, not a curated record.
CCCAAACGCUGACCUUGAGAGCCGUCUUGCAGUUCAUCAAACCCUGUGCGUCUCAACCCCCGAGUGUCAGCCAGAUCGCGGGAUAGUGUUGUUUAUGAGAGCCACUGCUCGCUUCACUUAUUAGUUUGGUCGCGAGAAGACCGCCGCCCCCUACCAACAGCAAGUCUCGUCACCCCGCCAUCCGCCGCGUCUCGGCAACACCUGCAUGUGGGGUUGAGAUCCGACACGGAGCGAGAGUUAUCAUGGACAGGCACGCUGGCGUCCCAGCCGACACCAAGAACGAUGAGCCGCAGGUGAAGACAGUCGACGACAAGGGCGCGCCGCCGGUGACGACGAGCGAGCCGGCUAAGCCCGAGGGCGAGGUCGAGGACGUCCCAGACCCGGAUGAGGAUGAUCUCGACGAUCUGGAUGAUAUGUUGGAUGAAUUUUCGUCGGUCAAGCUGGACGCUGGCAAGACAGCCAAAUCGGCGGAUGCAGCGCCGCCCACAUCCGCUCCCAAAUCUCCUGCCCCAGGACCUGCUCCAGGCACUACAGACAGCCAAUCCACGGCAGAGGAUGGCUUCUCAGAAGACGACUUUGCAAAGCAGCUCCAAGCCGGCAUGGCUGACCUUCUUGGAGAGCUGGAAAAAUCUCCCGAGAUGCAAGAACAGUUUGAAGAAAUGUUCAAGCAAAUGAGCGCCGCCGCGGCAGCAGACGAAUCGGCAACCGGGACGGCCACGGAUGCCGCCUCUAGCUCCAGCAAGGCGCCCGCCGGCGCCGGCGCCGCCGACGCCUCCUUCCAGGAGACAAUCCGCCGGACGAUGGAGCGCAUGCAAAACUCAGGCGACCAGGCCACCGCAGCGGCCGCCUCCGGUGGCGCUGAUGAUUUCAUGUCCGAGAUGCUCAAGCAGAUGUCCUCCGGGGACUUUAACGCCGAGGGCGGCGAGGAGGAGUUCUCUAAGAUGCUCAUGGGCAUGAUGGAACAGCUCACCAACAAGGAGAUCCUCUACGAGCCCAUGAAGGAGCUCGACGACAAGUUUCCCGACUGGCUGGAGAAUAACAAGGACAAAACUCCGGCAGAAGAUCUCAAGAGAUACGAAGAGCAGAAGUCGCUCGUCAGGGAAAUCGUCGCCAAGUUUGAGGAGAGCACCUACUCGGACAACAAUGCUGCCGACCGCGAAUAUAUCGUGGACAGGAUGCAAAAGAUGCAAGCGGCUGGCUCGCCGCCGUCAGAUCUAGUAGGAGACAUGGCAUCGGCGCAAGAAGCGUUCGCAGGGCCCGACGACCAGUGCAACCCACAGUAGAUUUCCUUGUUUUUUGGACAUCUCAUGCCCUCAGAUACCCAUGUGCGCCAUCUUGAGUACACGAAUGCCGUGCAAUAUCGACCAGAAGGUACUAAAUACAAGUAAUCGCUCAAUACGCAGAUCAAGAAACGCCUGUGACCCC